Vitrella brassicaformis is the source of this 924-nucleotide messenger RNA. NCBI's taxonomy places the organism in Eukaryota, Vitrellaceae. The record is from the annotation of a GenBank genome assembly.
CAGACCUCCUCAAAAGCGAAACAGCCACGAAAGCAACGCAUUGCCGGGAGGCAGGCCUGAAGGUGCUGCGAAGCAUUGGACUGAUUUGUGGGCAAUGGAGAGCAACGCAUCUAUCACGGCCUCGUCGCUGCUGGAGCCGCCGCAGCGGCCUGGGGAGACCACUGACAGGCACGUCAUCCGGCGCAACAUCCAGGGCCUGCUGCGGGCCAUCCAGCACGAGUAUGUGGCGCCCUCCAUCUACGUCGCCACUGGAGCUGUGCUCACUGCAUGGGGCGCCCGGUGCCUUUUGCGGAUGAAUCGGUUCCUCUCUAUGCGGUAUGCGGACAUCCCCUACCAGAUCAGGCGGCCCGACAGCCUGGCGAACCGUGUGGCCGCCUUCAAGUGUCUGGUGCUGGGGGGAUCUGUCGUGCCCAUCUUCACCCUUGGCUUCGUCUAUGUCAUGAGGUAUACACACACACGGACUGGGACAGCAGACACACAGUCGGAGCUUGCAAAGGAAUGUUGGUCUCUCUCUCUCUCCAUGUGUGUGUGUUAGAGUGCGUCCAGGUCCCGAUGAGGCCGUGUUGAUGCAGCCCGACUGGCAGUACCAGCUGUCCCGCGCAGGCAAGGUGGCCAAGUAUAAUGUGGGCGAGUGGCUCAAGCGGCUGGGCCUCACCACAGAGAGUGAGAACAUGCGGUCGUGGGUGGCGAUGGCCAAGAAGAUGACCAUGCACGAGUAUUACCGCACCAUGGGGCUCGACAAGGAGCUGCUGGCUCAGGCGAGGGAGAGGGACAAGAAGCGACUGGAGGGGAUGGGCCAGCCCAUGAUUGAGAGCGGGGAAGACCUUGUCCGAUAGCCAGACAGAUUGUGAGACAGCCAGAAUCACGGCAUAAGUGGUGUGUGGACGCAUGUGUCGGUGAUAUGUUGAGGGGCUGAUAUGUCGG